ACUCUCGUACUCUCUCUCCCCCGUCAAUUCUUCCCUGUUGCAGGGUCUCCGAAUUCACCGCAAAUUCACAGCAAAUUCACCGUCGUGCUCUCGCUCUCUCCGCAUCCAAUUCAGUCGUUUUCGUUCGAUACCAUCUUCGUCCGCUCUCAUCCUUGACCCGAUGUCGCUCGAGGCUUCUCGAAUUUCGUCUCUCUUGAAGGGGGACAGCGGCGGCGCUCUGUUUCCCCGCCUUUCCCCUGCUUCCUCGCCGUUCUUGCCCUGUUCGGCUAAACCCUCGACCGUUCGACUCGCGCGUGGGAAGAAUGGUCAGCUCCUGGUGGUCUGCGCCUCGAAAGGAGGGAGCAACCGGCAGCUGAGUGGGGUGGUGUUCGAGCCCUUUGAAGAGGUCAAGAAAGAGCUCGACCUCGUACCCGCUUCUCCGCACCUCUCGCUCGCUCGCCAGAAGUACUGUGACCCGUGCGAGUCUGCAGUUAACGAGCAAAUCAAUGUGGAGUACAAUGUCUCAUACGUGUAUCACGCCAUGUAUGCCUACUUCGACAGAGAUAACGUCGCGCUCAAGGGUCUUGCGAAAUUCUUCAAGGAAUCAAGCGAAGAAGAGAGGGAACAUGCAGAGAUAUUAAUGGAGUAUCAGAACAAAAGGGGUGGCAGGGUCAAGCUGCGGUCUAUAGUGAUGCCACUUUCGGAGUUCGAUCACGAGGAUAAGGGAGAGGCACUAUAUGCUAUGGAGCUUGCAUUAUGUUUGGAAAAGCUGACAAAUGAAAAGCUUUUGAACUUGCAAAAAGUGGCUGAGCAGAACCUUGAUGUGCAGUUGAUGGAUUUCAUUGAGAGCAGAUUCUUAGCCGAGCAGGUGGAAAGCAUCAAGAAGAUAUCUGAAUAUGUAGCCCAGCUGAGAAGAGUGGGCAAAGGACACGGAGUCUGGCACUUCGAUCAAAUGCUACUCCACGAAGAAGCCGCAGCAUGAUGGGAAGUCGGGCAUCUUGCUUCUCAAAGAGUUAUGGAGAUUGCUGUCCCAACAAGGUGUCGCUACUAGCGAUUGCUUACCCGAUUGCUUACCCGAGUGGUGUGGUUUUGACUGUUGCCGAGAAUCUGUGUUUGUAAAUAUAGGUGGGAACAACGGCAAACUGAAUUUCCUUUUCUUUUAGUGCUUUGUUUUCGGAUUCAAAGUAGCGGCGAGUAACGGAUUCGCCCAUUAGUGGCUGUUUCCUUGACAAGGUAAAUCUUCUUCUCUUUGGAGAGAGAUC
This is a messenger RNA of Eucalyptus grandis, 1241 nucleotides long. RefSeq names its product ferritin-3, chloroplastic. Gene Ontology annotation, molecular function: ferric iron binding; ferrous iron binding. Gene Ontology annotation, biological process: intracellular iron ion homeostasis; iron ion transport. NCBI's taxonomy places the organism in Eukaryota, Viridiplantae, Streptophyta, Magnoliopsida, Myrtales, Myrtaceae. The record is from RefSeq and is a predicted model, not a curated record. Gene Ontology annotation, cellular component: cytoplasm. Bases 161 to 961 code for a protein of 266 amino acids. The transcript is spliced from 7 exons.